Bolinopsis microptera is the source of this 12823-nucleotide messenger RNA. RefSeq lists its product as uncharacterized. The transcript is spliced from 89 exons. Gene Ontology annotation, cellular component: plasma membrane. The coding region runs from base 36 to 12107 and encodes 4023 amino acids. Gene Ontology annotation, biological process: cell surface receptor signaling pathway; adenylate cyclase-activating G protein-coupled receptor signaling pathway. Gene Ontology annotation, molecular function: G protein-coupled receptor activity; protein binding. The record is from RefSeq and is a predicted model, not a curated record. NCBI's taxonomy places the organism in Eukaryota, Metazoa, Ctenophora, Tentaculata, Lobata, Bolinopsidae.
ACGACUGUAACGAUAUUGUAUUUCCAACUACUCGUAUGGGAUACUAUGAAAUCAGUUCACUGAUUAUACUAGUGCUUCUAGUUGGAGACAUUCAGGCAGCAUGUCCUGCUGGUACCUUCCUUCGAGGAGACCAAUGUUUGGUGUGCUCGGCUGGGUAUUACGAGUCUGGGGGAACGUGUGAGGCGUGUCCGCUAGAUCAGUACAACGACGCGGAGCAGGCUACAGAGUGUAAAGCGUGUCCGGGCGGGAAGAAAACCCUGGAGAUAGGGUCUGAUGCGGAGAGUAAAUGUAUUGACUUGUGUGAGAUUCCCGCUACUUACAACGCUGGGUACAGGGUCGCUUCAAAGCAAGGGCUUUACAGCGUAUCCUCUCAAGACAGAGUUGCGUACAAUACAAAGCUGGUGUUCGUGUGUUCCCCCGGUUACCAGUACGAUAACACCAACACUAACAAACUGGAGAAGACAUGUUCAGCUGAUGUUGGGGAGCUUCCUUCCUUCUGCAUACGAAUUGAAACCAAUAACGAGGGUCUGGAGGCGAGCCAGGAAGGAGAAACUUACUUGGUCUCAACUCAGGAAAAGAGUGUGACAGUGUCUUGUCAAGUGUUUCCGCUGGAACAGAGCAAGUACGCAAGUGUUCAUUUCUUCAAGGAUGAUGUUAAAAAGACCCAGGAUCCUGUGGUCCUGGUAGCAUCAAGUGACCACAAGUCCGCUAGUUACACCGUCCAAGAAGAGGGAACCUGGCGGUGUGGUCUAGCUGACGACAUCACGGGGGACAUCAACAAACCUGUCUCUGAUGCUGUCGUCUCCAAACUUACGCUCACGAUGGAAAAACCAGAUGAGCUGGCUGUUUCAACUGCAGAAUACAGCAUUUCCUGUGUAGCCUCUUAUCUCGACACCAUGGCUCUUCCUGAACUGACUCUGACUUUGAAUGGCAAUGCUGUAACCGGAACUACCUCCAACAUAGACGGGAGCACGUACCGUAUCUCAACGUUAUUCGCCACACCAUCAAGUGGAAUAGCUGGAGAAUACACGUGUAAUUCCAAGUGGAAGAUCACAGACGGGGUGGUUAUCAGUGAGAGUCAGUUAAAGCAGACUGUGGAUUUCCUUGGUUUCAAGACAGAAUACCCUGGUGGAGAGGAUGGUACCAGCGCCGAGAAGAUCAUAGCGUCAAAAGACACUGAUUUUACUCUGCUCUGUGAAACUUUCCCUGUGUCAGGAACACAACCGACAGUGAAGUUUUUCGUGGAUGGCUCUGAGACGGCAGCCAGCGCAGGCAACUCUCUCGCCGUGACGGCUACAGGAGAGAAAACUGUUUACUGCACUGCAACUGUUGGUAGUCAGACGGUAACAUCUAAGACGAUGACGCUGGUACCUACAGAGCUGACUGUGGAGCUGACCCCGGCUCUGGUGUACGGAACAGUUGGUGACACUCUCACUCUUACCUGCUCCAUGAAGGGGGACAAUGUCGAGCUGUUCAUACAACAGUUUUCCACGGCGGUACUGAACACGUAUGUGGAUGGCUCCAACACGUUCACUAAGGACAGUGCGGAUGUGGACGAUACUGGGGCCUCCAAGUUCGAUAUCACCAUCUCAAAGACCAACACAUGGGCAAGGUGUGGUAUGUACAUAUUGAGUGAGGGACUCCAUUUCUACUCCGAUCCCAUCAGGAUUUAUUACAGAGAGAGCACUGUUUCCCCUGACUAUCUCGUCCUGCUGGCUGGAGGGAGCAGCUCCUUCACUCUUCAAGUGUAUGGUGACCCCUCUCAAGUGACCGCCUCCAACCCUGAAAUUCAGACCAACAAGAUUACCGACAAAUCGUCCGACUGGAUGACCUACUACGAAGUACCAGUAACGUCCGCCAAAACCAAAUGGUACGGUCCUCUAGACUUUACUAUCACCUAUACCUCAGACAAGGACACGGAUGUUAAGGAGACUAAACUCUAUGUUACCGAUGUGUCAUUGAGCGCCUACUCGGAGAACGUAGCUGCCGCUCAGGAUAUAGUUCUGAUCUGCUCCCAUGUUAACCCUCCUGUGUACAACCUGCCUUCUGUAACCUGGACCAAGGGAGAGCUGGUAAUAGAGGAUUCAGCCAGAGUUGAAAUCACGAAUGGCAAAGACGAAACUACACUGAAGAUAAAAUCCGUCGAGGAAUCUGACACUGGACUCUACAAAUGUGCUGUUGACUUCAAAAAUAAAACCGACGUUGUUAUGUUUCAGAAGACUUCUGACUCUGUUCAGCAAAACGUAGUCGGGGAAGCUUAUUUCUCCGACUCAGAAGCUUGGAUGGGACAGCAAGUUAACGCACUGUUCCGGAUAUCUUGUCAUGUUCAUUACAGUCGCCCUUCAAACUCUGCAGCUCCUAAGAUCGGUGUUCAGUGUCAAGACUCAGGUCUGGAAGGCUGGGUGACGAAGGAAGAAAAAACAACAUCCAAGACUGACAAAAAAUUUACGGAGUUGUUUGACGUCACGAUGGUAGAAACAAUGAACAACAAUGACUGCAGAUGUUUUGGAGAGUUCUAUGACGCUGUUCUGGAACCUUACGAAAUUUCCUCUCCUCUUACUCGAGUGUUUGCUUAUGCGGUAAAAAGAUUGCCAGGUUCAGAUGAGAAGCACUUCUCGAUGAUAUCACACUCUGUCACAAUGAAGUGCUCUGCUAACGGAAACGGAACCUUACCCAUUCAAUGGAAGAAAGGUGACACCAAGCUGAGCGGGAGUAAGUACACGGUGACAGGAGAAGAGCCGAUAGACGGUGUCUAUACCUCUACCCUGGUCAUCACUCAGAUAACUGCGGAUAUGGACGGAGGGUAUGCGUGUUAUGUGGCCUACGAGGUCGACACACAGCUUCAGGCAGACUUUAAUCUUCAUGUUCUGCAUAUCGAGGAGUUUAGCACCUCCAUCCGGUACGAGAACGAAGGAUCGUCUGUGUCUCUCACCUGCAAGGUAUCCCAGAUUGAGGAUAAAGUACCCACUGUGACCUGGGACCAGGAAGGUACCACCAAAGAGGGGUGUGAUACUAGCAUCGUCAGAGGCGGUACCCUGGACUGUGUGCACGUGCUCACGAUCACAGCACAGUUGGAACGGAGUGUGAGCUGUUCAGCGGAGUACAGAGGUCAACCUUCUCUUAAGGGACAAUCCCAGAAGUCAGGAGCUGUUACUGUCAUCUCGCAGCGCGUGUGGAGCGACCAGAGCAAGGUAACAGUAGUGGACGGGGAGACGGCAGAGUACGUGUGUUACGGGAGCGGAAACCAGAACGCAAUGAGAGCAACCCUUAACUAUCCCGGAAAUCCCACUGCGAUUAAGGAGAAUAUUGGGACGUACGAGGCUAAGUUCACUUUUGUGAUGGCAAAAAUAACGAACGAUAAAGAGGGUGAAUAUCAGUGUGAACUUAACUUUGCGACUCCGGUUCAAUUAGCCGUUACAGUGGAAAUAAUGAGGUUAACGGAGGGGUUCCCCUCGGAGACAACAUUCCAGACUGUGGAUAAGGUUCAGAGCUUCACAUGUGCUACCGAUUUGAUGGGGGACAACACCAACGCUAAGAUUCGUUUUGACGGGGGACCGUCCGCAGACCCGAACUUGUUCAAGUACUUUGACACAGAAGGAGAGGCGAGCAGCACCCUCAUCCUCCAGCCCAUCACGGAGACAAUGAACAUGAAGGAGUACAACUGCAGUGUGGAGAUAAAGGGGAGUGAUGCUGAUGGAGAUCUGACUUCCAAAGGGCUGUUUGUAGUCCAAUUUGUAAAGCUAGAGAAGAAAAGUUACUUCGGAGUGGACAAACAGCCCCUGAGCAUACCUUGUGUUGCCAGUGGAAGAAAGGCGCACGUGGAACAAAUAUCCUGGACUUUUUCGCCCGAUGGAUCAAAGAACACUGGAGAUAAACAAGCUUAUAUGACCCAAAGUUUCUCGUUAAAGUCUGUGUUAACUCAAGAUCUGUCUCCGGAAAAGGAUGGUGACUACACUUGUAGCGUACCUUACGAAACUUACCCUCAUCAAGAUGUUCUCAAUAUUAAAGUUCUCAAGAUAGAAGAAAACCCAACAUCAAACAAUUACCUGCAAGUGGGGGAUGCAGCUACAAUAUCUUGUACCGGGUCCGCUCACGGACACACCGUUGUGCCGACAUUCCUUUGGAAUUAUGUCUCCGACAUUAACACAGACAAACAAGAAACGUGCAACACACAGUACAACCCCAACUCAGCAGGGGAACUCCCAACUCCGACUAACUCAAAGGGGGUGUCCACUAUCCAGCACAGUAUUGUUCAGUCGGACCACCUCCGAUCUGUGGACUGCACGAUGUCCUGGAGUGGUACUGAUGCUGACGGCUCUCUGACGACUACUCCAGCUCUUAUUGUUGUCACUUACAUUGACGCGCAGGACGAGGUUUACGUUAUCGAAGGGCAGGACGGCAAGAUAACAUGCAUGGCAUACGGACCAGACUCAGUAGAUUUUACGUGGUGGUAUAAACAAAAUGAAGACAGCAGCGCUUUCAGCAAGCUCACCCAGGGAGGAGACUACGACAUUACCAAGACAAACUGGGAUAGUACUUGUCACAAGAGGUCCUCGACCUUGACUGUAAAGACAUCUGCGGCCUCCCAUGAGGGUAAAUAUAAGUGCAAGACGAGUGAUAAUGAGGUAACGACUAGAGAUAUGGAGAAAGAAAUUCUUUUGAAGGUGUAUCGAGUAGUUGAGUUCAAGACUGACAAAGAAGGAGAGAUCACUCAGUUUGACGCUGCUUCCUUGGCGUGUAUCGCCAGUUACCCCGGAGGGAAGUUUAAUUUCAUCAAGAAAAUUGACGGAAAGGACCCUGAAAUUCAGUAUAGUGACUACGAGGUUGAAACAGAUGUGUCAGAGGGUUAUGAAGACAAAUCCUUCCUGACAGACAAAUGGGUAGCAGCUGGGUGGAACAUCCAGACGUUUGACGUUGAUGAUACGGGAGAGUACGAGUGCAAGGUCGAGUGGAACGGAGACGCGGCUCCUGUCAAGAAACUGGAUCUGGAAAUAAGCUUGGUGUGCCAAAGACCGGACAUAACAAACGGUAAGCUGUUAACGGAUGACCCAGACACAGUGUGGAUUAAGAAGGGCGAGAGUGGCACUGUGACCUGUGAGUCAGGUUUCACCCUUAGUGGGGAGAGUUCCGUUAAUUGUGUUGACGGCCAGCUGAAAACACCCACCGGUGGUUCACUGACAGCGCAAUGUCUGGCGGUUCCAGAGAAGAGGUGUGUGGUUCUGCCAGCCCCAACUAACGGCAGAUUAAACUGUGUGAUGAGGGCAGGUAACCUGGCGUGCAGUGUUGUGUGCAAUACAGGUUUCCUUAUCUCUGACGCUUCUGAUAACGAGUACACGUGUACAGCUAAUAGUGGAGAGAACUGGGACCACGUGGACGCCACUAAUCCUCUCGGCAAGACAGCCACGUGCGACAAGUUGACAACGAGGAUCUACACUUACACUAUUGAUGAUCAGGACUGUUCUGCAAUCAAUACUGCGUACGAAAGUCAAUGUGAUGUGGAUUGUAAAGGAGUCCUAAAGGAGUUGAAUUGUGAUGAAACUGCUGGAACAACUAUCACUAUCAAGUCACUGAAAAGCAGCACGGAAGUUUUACAAGCACUUGAAGGUCUGACAGCCAGUGAUAACGGGAGGAAACGCAGGCAGGCGGGAUCAUCUCGGUUUACGUUCGUGUCCGAUCAAAGUUCCUGCGAGAGUUCUGGAUCGGCACUGAGUGGAGAGUAUUGUGUUGAGUGCUCGGCUGGAUACUACUCAAGUAAUAACAAGUGUAAGAGAUGUGCAGUUGGAGCGUACUCCAACUUACCCGGACAAACGGAGUGUACAGAGUGUACUGGAGAUCUGAGCACCUUAGGAGAGGGUGCAUCACACUCUUCUGAAUGUAUUGAGGUAUGCCUGAUCCCCGGAGUGAACCAGGGAAGCUCGUACCCUCCUGAGGACUACACAGUUCCUGCUGGAACUACACUCACUCUCACGUGUAAUACUGGAUAUGAUCUGGAGUACAACCAGGCUGACGAGAUCGAAUGUGCUGACGAGCUCCCUAAGUGCUACCGCAGAUGUUCUGUAGAGAGUCCAGAAUACGACAACAAUGGUCUGAAGAAGGUUGAGAUAGGUUCCUCUUUCAUUGACAAAGUUCAGCAACCUUCAGCCCUCUGCGGCGGAAGAGAUGUCAAAUGUACCGGGGGAAACAGCCCCUCUAUUGUGCACGGGUUCCCAAUAAAGGCUGUGUGUGUAGAUGUAAAAGCAAUGGAGAACGGGAAGACAGAGCAGAUUCUCUACUGUCAAGAAAACGUCCUCUUUAGCUUCCCAGACUGCUCUGAAUGCAAAACGGGGUGCUCUGAAACUCAGUGGCAGUGCAAUUCCGACUGUUCCUGUAUAGACAAUUCAAAGCGGUGCGAUGGCGAAGAUAACUGCAAAGUCAACUCUAAUAAACCUUGGAUAUCAGACGAGUAUGACUGUCCUGUUGAUAUAACGAGCCCGCAGGGUAUACAGUUCGACCACUGGCAGCAGGAGGACAGUAGCAUUGAGCCGGUUAUAUUUAACUACAAUCAGGAGAAAGAUUGGAAACAGUUUGCAACUUGUCUAUGGCUGCAGACUUCGUACAAAGGCCCUCAGACAGUCUUUUCUUAUGGAGGAAAGAUAAGCAUGUCAGUCCACGAUCAAUUGUUGGCGGUUCACUUUAACUUUGACUCCACAAUAUCCACGUUUUCGAACACUGCCUCGGGUAUCUCUGACGGAGACUACCACAGAAUCUGUCUGUCUUGGAACAGUAUUGGUGGUGUGGUGGAUCUCUAUUACGGCGAUAGGGACAUCAUAAAUGACGAGGAUUUCAAGACAUGGUCUGUUUCUGCUAAAACACUGCCCGCGGGAGAUGUUGUUAACCUAGCCGUCGGCGGAACUGAGGCGGACAAAUCAAACAGCUUCCACGGUUUUAUCAAAGAUAUGUCGGUGAUGCAGAAACAGCUUAUUAAAGAAGACAUCGACAACUUCAGAUAUUGUAAAUUCCCUGCGGAAGACAGCACACGCAUCGAAUGGUCCAAAAUCCUGACUCAGGCCAAGAGUAAAGCCACCAAAUACUAUAUCAUGGAGUAUAACUACGGAGGCUGCUCCGCUCCAACUUGUGAAACAAGUUGCCCUGUAAACAUGUUCACGUGCGGGUCAUGCGACUGUGUGUCGCCAUGGCAACGAUGUGACCUGUUCACCCAGCACUGUAUUGACAAUUCAGACGAGAAUGACUGUAAAAAAACUAACGGCGUUUUCAAGCCUUACAACAAUCAACAGGAUUACGAAAACAGCGGAAGGAAGUGUGUCACGGAGGGAGGCUACCUAGCAUCGAUUGACAGUGACUUUGAGAAUGAACUCAGUGCGAAUUCUUUGGAGAUUGACGAUAUCAGGACGGCUUGGAUAGGUACGAGGGUGGUGAAAGGAAAGGCCCUCUCCAACUGGGUUAGCGGGGCCCCCAAGUCCCAGUGGGCUGUGUCCUACUACACGGACACCACCAAGGUGGACAAGUUCGUGGGACUGAAGAACGACAAGAACUGGCUUCCUAUCUACGGUCUAUUCUCUGAUAACCUCCCUUAUCUCUGCAGGACUCAGGGUUACCUGAUAGCCAAACUGGACGAGAGUCCCCUGUCAGUGGAAGACUGGAGAGCUAAAUGUACUGCAGCUAACGACAUGACUCACUUCACCCUUGCUGAGGCUCACUAUUCUGACAGAGCCGAAUCAGUGCUCCAGUCACGGGCUCUUCACAAGAGUGAUGGUUGGGAAGGAGUGGCAUGGGCCAAGAGUAGAUUAACUUGCGAUUAUAUGAGAAGUGAUGGUAGUAACCCGGCUGAGUGUGCAACCUACUGGAACAUCCCCUCAUUCUGCGGGGUGCAGGUGGAACUGGAACAGGUUACCCAAGCUGCUCUGUCUGGGGAACAGGACAGUUACUUCCUGUGGAACAACCCUUGGAAUGACAAACUUAGCAGUGAUGGAACGAGUGAGCUGAGCCUCUGUUUCAACGUAAAGUCAGCGGGUGAAGUGGGUACAGUUUUACGGUACAGUGCUGGAUCCUAUCAGAACGAGAUACUCGUGUUACUCUCCAGCAAAUCUAAACAUGCGCCUCUAGAUAUUCUAGAGUUCACAGUGCACAACCGAGUAAACUUCUUCGGAGUUCAACUGUUGGAUGGUGUCUGGCACUCGGUUUGUAUCGCUUGGCAAACUGCCACCGGGCCAUCAAAUGAUCAAGGAACUGUUAAAUUAGUUGUUGACGGGGAAGCAAUCUCUACGGAUAAAACCCUUGCAGUGUGGCCGAAGAAUUUGUACAAUGCUAAACUCAAUAACACUGGAGUUUUGUAUGUGGGGCGGCAGGGAGACGCGAGCUAUUCGGGGACUACAAGUACAACUUUAAAGGGCUCCAUAAUGAACCUGAAUGUGUGGAAGAAGUUGCUAUCAGCAGACGAGAUGAAACAGAUGACAAAGAAAACAUCUGACAGUUUCAAGUGUGGUCCGAUUGUAGUCCAGGAACCUAAUCUCAUUCUGAGAUGGAGGGAUCUUCUUCAUUACUCAUCAUCUGGAGUGAAGAUUUCUACGACACCGGACCACCAACACUGUGGUGUUUUGCGGUACGGGACUCCCUUCAGGGCGGGUGAUGUUAUUGAGGAGGGUAAGGUGGGUGAGGAGCUGAUAAAACUGAAAAGUGCUGACGGAAAGGACAAACAAGCUGUUAGGUUCGGAGACACUGUCAGGAUUCUCAAGAAUAGCCUUAAUAACUGGAUGGUGAAAUGUGAGACAUCACAGUGCUCCUUUAGUCAGUGCUCCAAGGACGACCCGUGUGGCACAACCUUCGUGGUGUCAUCUGACAAGUGGGAGAUCGGCAGAGCUGUGGCAAUCACUGAUGACACAUUUUUGAGAUGGAAAAAUGAGGAUGGAGUAGUGAUGGCAAAGACAGUCAAGGGCCUGACAGGCACAGGGGAGGACCUGACUCUGGACGAUCAAAUCAACACUUUCAAUGUCGCUGUCGAUAAACAGGGUUGGACCACCUCUGAGUCGGGUGACUGUGGUGAGGACUGUCAGAAGUUGAUAAAAAGGGAAUGUGUGGGUGGAACUGCUGGAGAUGCUGUGUGUCCGGGAGAUAAGGAUAUAAAACAAUACUGUCAAUGCCCAACACAAUCAGGAUGUACGGCUCCAGAGGGAGAAAGUCCCUUCUCAGGUGUCUAUACCUGGAGGAACUAUCAGGAUGGCUACUUCGCUCUUUGUCCAUACGGGAGCUUCAUGACUAGGUUCCUUCCUCUGACUGUUAUCGCCCUCUGUGAUACAGAUAACAAUGCCGCUAAGUACGAUAAUGCCACAUGUUCAUUCCAAUCGGAAGCUGCUCAGGAACUAUACAAGAUCCUCUACAGUGAAACUAUAAUAUCUGAUGAAAAUGUUGAGGAUAUAGCUUCACAGACCUCUGUAGCGAUUUCAAAAGCAGAUGAUCUGGGAACUGUUCACGUGAACCUUGCUGCGGAUAUUUCUACUAAUAUUACCAAAGUAGACAACAUCACUGAAGGGGUGGUUAAUAGUGUGUUGGAUGUGUUCGACACUCUCACAAUAACGGUAUCUGACGAGGAUAUUGUCAGCAGCAAGAAGGCCUCCAAUGGACCCAAAAAGCUAGUAGACUCAAUUGAAUCAGCAGCCAAAAAGAUGAGGCCGGAAGCUGGUAAAGAGAUUACCCUGAAGAAAAAAUCAGUCGGUAUCAAGGUUAUGGAUAUACCAGACACACAGAUCGGAUCGGUAUCGUUUUCCUUAUCAAAGAAAGCGUCUACACCAAUAGACGAAGUGGAUUUUAGUACUGAUAACUUGGAUACAGAAGGGAACAAGAAGAGGACUGGGCAUAUGACUAGACAGGGUGGGAACGGCUCAACUUUGAAUGACACACCUGCUGAGCUGACAGACGUGGUGGAAGAGACGCCCAUGACCGUAUCUAUUGAGAUUGCAGGAGACGUAGCCAGGAUGACAAAACAGCUCUCAUUCAUGGUCUAUAAUAACAGUAAAAUGUUCAUAGCCAGUAGAGAACACGUCGUAGUGGCUGAUGCUAUUGGCAAUCCGUUUGAGACGGGAACCCUCUCCAUAAUGUCCAGUGUACUAGGAGGAAGUGUGGACGCGGAGACUGCUGCAGAGACCACUAAUAUUGAUUCUAAAACUAAGAGGACUACUCCAGUUGCUACUCUCACUAUGUCUGCUCAAGGGGGAGUGGACAAGGACCGGACACCGUACUGUGUGUACUGGGACGAUGCGGCCCAGAUGUGGAGUCAAACUGGACUGCAAAUAACCAGCUGUAACCCUUCUGGGGUCUCCUGCUCUUCUGACCAUCUCACUAACUUUGCAGUUCUCAUGAAUGUAGGUAACAACUCGUUCAGCCCGGCUCAUCAAACUGCCAUGACAGUACUGACUAUCACCGGGAGUUCUCUCUCUAUUCUGUGUCUUACUCUCACUGUUGUGGGACUCGCUAUCGGGAAGAUGAGACGGAACCCUACUUACCACAUCCACCUGUGUCUAGCACUUACUCUGGGACUCGCUAUGCUGGUCUUCUUGGUCGGACUGGACAGGAGAGAGAACUUUGUUGUGUGUAAAGUGUUCGCUGUCCUCAUCCAUUACAUGUUCCUCUCCUCCAUUUGUUGGAUGUUGGUGGAGGGGGUUAACCUCUACAUAGCCCUGAUCAUCGUGUUCGGAGUAAACCACAAGAAGUUGAAAAUAGCUGCCCAUUGCUUUUCCUGGGGUUUCCCUGCGCUCAUCUGUCUAAUAACUGUGCUGACGGACGCUUUCGUCGCUGGAUUCGAGCUCUAUGAAGUGUGUAUGACCGCCAAAUAUUGUUUCCUGAACCACCGUGGACGGAUGUACUUCUUCGUAGCACCGAUAAUGCUGAUGAUGGCGGUCAACAUCUUCAUAUUUGUGAGGGUUAUCAUCGUGCUGGCUAAAGCGACCAAGAACCGAGAUGGGUGGACUGAUCUGCGUCAAGUUACUGUCAUCGCAUCUAUCACUGGAAUAAGCUGGGUGUUUGGAGCCAUGACAGUUGGAGGCAGUGUGGGCACUCUGGUCUUCAACUAUCUCUACAUCAUCCUCAACUCCUUCCAGGGUAUCGUGAUAUUCUACUUCCACUGCUUCGGUAAGCCGGACGUCCGUAACGCCUGGACAGAGAAGCUGAGUACAGGUACCAGCCGGUUUAUGACCAGCUCCAAUAACAGCGCCGGCGCUCCUGCUAGCUACGGUAAAGUGGAAAUGCCUAUCAUGAAAGCCAGACCUCGAAAUGAGGUUGUGGCGAAUAAGGCUGCCAGGGGGGAAACAACUAACAUGACAUCCGCCGAACUGUCAUUGUUGGAGGAAAGUUCUCAGGGAACCACUGGAAGGAAGAUAUCAACUGCUACAGGAGUAACUGGAGAUGCGAGAUACAGUACAGCUACUAGCCCCAGGUUCUCAACCGCCACCCUGCCCGGACAACCAGGUAAAAGAAUAUCAGCUAUAGUCCCUCCAGGACCCCGGGUUGGAACCAACAACCGUCCUAAGAGGAUCAGUGCAGCACCCCUCUCGGCCCCCAUGCCUUUCCAGGCUCAACCAAAUCCAAGACUCAUGGGAGGAAAUGUGGUGAAAUUAGAAGGUGAUGAUAAAGAUACCUCCAAUAUGACAUUGACACCUGUUGAGGAUGUGGAGUAUGAGGAGUUAGACAUUGGACUACAAUCCAUGAGAGCAAAUGACGAGGAAGCAGCGUACGAUACGAUAGAAAUACACAAGGAACCUGAUCAAACUGGAACUGGAAGAAGAAGAAGGAAGAAACAAACGAACGAGACGAACACAGACAGCUGUUUAGUGGCGGAGAACCAAUACGCGACCCUGGAUGAAGCAGAAGAGCAUAAAAAGGAGGAGGAUGAGAAGGAAGUGAAGAUCUUAAACACAGACCAGCGGGAGGAGGUUCCAGGAGAAGUUGACCCAGAUAUAGAAGGGGAUCUGGCUAUAGAGGAUGUGGAGCUAGCACCAGCGGAACCCCAACCUGCUGUCAGUAGUAAUACUCUGCAGAUGAGUGUGGCUGGUGAGGACGCGGGGGAUGCUGGCACCGAUAUGGUUUAUCUUCCAGACAUGGGCAGUGAGAGGAUAUAGACAGAUGAUGUUGGAAAUGUGCUAGUGCUAUAAUAGGAUAUAGACAAUAGACAUAUCAUGUUGGAAAUGUGCUAGCAAGAGGAUAUUCAUAUAGACAGAUAAUCAGAUGUUAUCAUUGAGUAUUUUCGAUUAUACGUGUAGACAUAGAGCAGAAUGUGAGAAUGGCGAACACAUGAAAUUCAAAAUCGUGAUAAAUCAAAACAGACGAAUAGACACAGUUUUGUUAUCGUAGUAAGAUUUGCCUAGCCCCUAAGCUCAGAAGCUUUUUAUUCAAUAGAUGCGUGUGUGAUCAAUAUUUAUUGCAAAUUAGGACGUAUAAUAGCUAAACGCCAGUGAGUUAUUUUAACCUGUUAUUUCUUUACCUGUUAAGUGCUUUUAUUCAGAAUUUGAAUUGUUUGACCUAAAACUACGCUAUUUUCGAUUCUUAUAUCUCAGUAUGUUUGCUUUGAUUUGAGCUUUUUUGAAUCACCUUCCUAUCUCGUUGUACAUGAUUUAUUUUAAUAUUACAUGUAAUUACACUUAAUUGAUUGGUAUAAUUUCAAAAUACCUGUACAAUGCAAUACACUUUUAAUUCUUGUUGCAUUCAGAUAUAGUUCUUUGAUAGUCUUUGAUGGUUAUAUUUUGUUGCGAAUCAGCAUAAAUAUUGUUGUAUAUAUACAACAUAAUGUUUCAGUAUUUUCAAUCAAGUAUCAUUUUAGAAACCCACUUUCCUAGAA